AUGUUUCCAACACGUCCUCCUAAAAUUGAGGAUAUAGAAGGCGGUAAUGCAUCGUGGGAGGAUGUAGAUAAGCAGGUUUCGUAUGAUAAGCACCAGCUGAAAUGGGUAUUUGAAGCCGAGGAUGGAGAGUACUACUAUGAUUACCAGCAAGAUAAAUGGGUUCCCAGUAACGAGCGCAAACGGAAGCACAAAGAUAAUGAAUCUGAUAAUGAGUCUGUUGCAGAGAAGGAGAAUCGUGAGAUCAUCAAACGGAUCAAGAAGGAACGACUAGCAGAGAUGAGGGAAGAGAUCAAGCGUCUUAAAGCAGCUGCAGGAGGGACAGGUGGAGGUUAUGGUGGUGGUAGUUCUGGUUCUGAUGUUGAAGCCAGUUCUUCCUUAGCGGUCUAUGUGACUCAGCUACCUGUGGAUGUGACUGUUGAUGAGCUUACUGAAACGUUUGAGAAGUAUGGAGUGAUUAGAGAAGACAUAAAAGGUGAAAAGCGAGUUAAAUUGUACUAUGACGAAGAAGGAAGGUUCAAGCGAGAAGCCUUGAUUAUCUAUGUGAAUGGAGCGAGUGCUCAAAUGGCUAUAGACAUGCUUAAUGGGGUAUACUUGCGUGGACCAGUGCGAGAUAAGGAACCAAUUAACGUACAGUUUGCACGUCUGAAGAAGGAAGAUAAAGCCAAAGUGCAAUUAUCGGAGGAGGAUAAGCGGAAGCUCCAAAUCCGGAAGCAAGAGUUAAAGAGGAAGCUUACAGAUUGGGACGAUGAAGACAAUUCCAGAAUAGAAGAUACAAAGAAGAAGAUAUUGGCCAAACAAAUAGUUAUCAGCAACAUGUUCCGGAAGCAAGAGCUUAAGAAAGACUCGUUGUUGGAGCAAGACAUCAAGGAAGACAUUCUUGAAGAGUGUCAAGCCAUGGGAAUCUCAUUGGACUUGAAUAAGAUCACUGUGUAUGACGAGAGUGGAGUUGUGGUGGUUAAAUUUCACGACACUCAACUGGCUAGCCAGUGUUUAACACGAUUCAACGGUAGAUACUACGAUGGGUUAGAGUUAGCAGUGAGUACCAGCACUGGGGAACGGUACAACCGUAGUGAGGAUGCUCAGAGUGAAGAAGGAAGGUUGGAGUCGUUUGGGAAGUGGAUAGAAACUACGGAAUAA
Lizanozyma spartinae is the source of this 1137-nucleotide messenger RNA. Its product is annotated as U2 snRNP complex subunit. The coding region runs from base 1 to 1137 and encodes 378 amino acids. The transcript has a single exon. The record is from RefSeq and is a predicted model, not a curated record. NCBI's taxonomy places the organism in Eukaryota, Fungi, Ascomycota, Pichiomycetes, Serinales, Debaryomycetaceae. Gene Ontology annotation, cellular component: U2-type spliceosomal complex; U2 snRNP. Gene Ontology annotation, molecular function: RNA binding.